Limulus polyphemus (Atlantic horseshoe crab) is the source of this 3050-nucleotide messenger RNA. Its product is annotated as 2-oxoglutarate dehydrogenase, mitochondrial-like. Gene Ontology annotation, molecular function: oxoglutarate dehydrogenase (succinyl-transferring) activity; thiamine pyrophosphate binding. Lineage: Eukaryota; Metazoa; Arthropoda; Merostomata; Xiphosura; Limulidae. The record is from RefSeq and is a predicted model, not a curated record. Gene Ontology annotation, biological process: tricarboxylic acid cycle. The transcript is spliced from 17 exons. Gene Ontology annotation, cellular component: mitochondrion; oxoglutarate dehydrogenase complex. The coding region runs from base 466 to 3036 and encodes 856 amino acids.
CUGUUAUUUGAAGCUGAAUUUAGACUACAGUCGGUAAAACAGCAUAGAGGUCAGUGGUGCGGUUAAAAGGAUAUAUUGUUUGCGUAGUAUUGCUACUUGUAGUACCAAUAAUAGGGAGUUGUACGUAUUACAAUUUCCGGGAGAUGUUAACAUUAUCACUAUACUGAUAUAUAGGCCUACGUUUGGAUACAUUGGUGAAUAACUCGAAAUCGUAUAGGAUUAAUUUAUUCCUUCUCACUUCUCCAAAUUUCUCUGUAUAGAAAUUUAGAAUUUGAAAUAUCUUGAACAAGUUAAAGUUUAAAUUUUAUUGCGAAGUCGAACGACCUGGACCCGAGCCUAAAGGCACAACAAUAACAUCCUGUACAGUGGCUCGUGUAAGGCUAAAAGUGAAACGAGAUUCAACAGGAUUCUGGUGUGAAUAUUUUCCGAGUCUAAGCCCUAAAUAAAUUUUUAUUUCUUACAAAAAUGUUACAAGCUAGAACGUUUAUCACAAAUUUGUGGCCUUUGGUGUCACAUCUUCCACCAGUACAAAGGACACAAACGUUAUCAAUAUGGAUAGCCAAAGGAAGAUUUGGUGGCAGUGGCACUGUAAAUAUUACUGGAGGAGCAUAUUUGUCUCGUGUAACAAGAACUUUUACUGCAAGAGCAGCACAAGAACCUUUUUUAAAUGGAAGUUCAUCAGUUUAUGUAGAAGAAAUGUACAGAGCUUGGCUGAAAGACCCACAAAGUGUACAUAAAUCGUGGGAUGUAUUUUUUCGAAGUACCACAGCAGGAGCAGAGCCAGGCCAAGCAUACCAGAGUCCACCAACAGUAAUGAUCAGUUACCCUUUGACUCAACAUGCUGUACUCCCAUCCCUAUCACAACCACAGACAGCAGAAGCAGUAGCACCACCAACCAGUACUGCUGCUCUGGCACCAUCUGAACCAGAUAAGCGACAGGUAGCACCUCAGGAUAUUGAGGAUCAUCUUACAGUGCAAGCAAUCAUUAGAUCAUACCAGGUUAGAGGUCACCUGGUGGCCAAGUUGGAUCCAUUAUCGAUUACUGCCGCUAACAAAUAUACACCGUUUGCAAAAGAAUCAUCAGGCUCACUUUCUGUUGUCGUGCGCAGCUAUAAGUUAGAGGAUAAAGACAUGGAUCGACUUUUCAAACUGCCACCUACAACAUUUAUUGGAGGACCUGAUGAUGUUUUACCUCUCAGAGAGAUACUUCAUCGGCUUGAGGAUGUGUACUGUCAGCACAUUGGUGUAGAGUAUAUGUUCAUUAAUAACUUGGAGCAGUGCAACUGGAUUAGACAAAAAUUUGAAACUCCACAGAUCAUGAAUCUAACUAAGGAUCAAAAGAGACUCCUGAUGGCUAGACUUGUUCGAUCCACAAAAAUUGAGGAGUUUUUAGCCAAAAAGUGGUCUUCUGAGAAGAGGUUUGGACUGGAAGGAUGUGAAGUUUUGAUUCCAGCCAUGAAGACAAUCAUUGAUCGCUCUAGUGAACUUGGCAUCGAAAGCAUUGUGAUGGGGAUGCCUCACAGAGGGCGAUUAAAUGUCCUGGCUAACGUGUGCAGGAAGCCUCUGGAACAGAUUUUAACCCAGUUUAGUGGACUAGAACCAGCAGAUGAGGGUUCAGGUGAUGUAAAGUACCAUCUCGGGAUGUCACAUGAACGUCUUAAUCGAAUGACCAAUAAGAACAUCAAGCUAGCUGUUGUUGCUAACCCAUCACAUUUGGAAGCUGUUGAUCCCGUUGUACAAGGGAAGACUCGAGCUGAGCAAUUCUACAGAGGAGAUGUGCAGGGCAAAAAGGUGAUGAGCAUUCUUCUUCAUGGAGAUGCUGCUUUUGCUGGCCAGGGAAUUGUGUACGAAACAUUCCACUUGAGUGACCUGCCAGACUAUUCUACGCACGGAACUAUUCACAUUGUUGUCAAUAACCAGGUUGGUUUCACCACUGACCCCAGAGUGGCUCGUUCUUCCCCAUACUGUACUGAUGUAGCCAGAGUAGUAAAUGCACCUAUCUUUCACGUUAAUUCUGAUGAUCCUGAGGCUGUGGUACAUGUUUGUAAUGUUGCAGCUGAAUGGAGGGCAAAAUAUGGCAAAGAUGUUGUAGUUGAUUUGGUCUGCUAUCGACGGAAUGGACAUAACGAGAUUGAUGAACCAAUGUUCACUCAACCACUGAUGUAUACCAAGAUCCGUAAACAGAUUCCUGUCCUUGACCAAUACACGAAGAAGCUUGUUGAUGAAGGUGUAGUAACAGAGAAAGAAAUUGAAGAAGAGAAAGAAAGAUAUGAGAGCAUCCUGCUAGAAGCCUAUCAUAAUGCAGAAAAAGAAAGCAAAACCUACAACAAAGACUGGCUGGAUUCCCCAUGGAGUGGGUUCUUUGGUGAUAGAAGCCCCAUUAAAUGUGACCCAACUGGAGUAUCUGAGGAUAUCCUGAAACAUAUUGGGAAUGUAUUCAGUUCACCACCUCCAGGAAAUUUCAAAAUUCACCCAGGCAUCAGACGUAUACUCAAGAGUCGUAUGGAGAUGAUGGAGUCUCGUACAGUUGACUGGGCACUAGCUGAAGCCAUGGCAUAUGGCUCUCUGCUGAAGGAAGGUGUCCAUGUGAGAUUAAGUGGACAAGAUGUGGAACGGGGUACUUUCAGUCAUCGUCACCACGUACUUCACCACCAGACUAUCGAUAAAACAACAUACCGGCCUUUGUGUCAGCUGUGGCCUGAUCAAGCCCCUUACACUGUGUCUAACAGUUCCUUGUCAGAAUAUGGCGUUUUAGGGUUUGAACUUGGUUUUUCCAUGACAAACCCUAAUGCCCUUGUGUGCUGGGAGGCUCAGUUUGGAGACUUCUUUAACACUGCACAGUGUAUAAUUGACCAGUUUCUCAGCAGUGGUCAGGCUAAGUGGGUGCGACAGAGUGGUUUAGUUCUUAUGCUACCACAUGGCAUGGAAGGAAUGGGUCCAGAACAUUCUAGUGGACGUCCUGAACGUUUUCUGCAGUUGUGCAGUGAGGAUCCUGAUGAAUUUCCAGUAAGUAUGGAUUUAUAUUCUCUGCUGUAAGAACAUCUUCAGUC